Molecule: messenger RNA, 1304 nt
Organism: Amorphotheca resinae ATCC 22711
Lineage: Eukaryota; Fungi; Ascomycota; Leotiomycetes; Helotiales; Amorphothecaceae
Exons: 2
Coding region: 100-1050 (316 amino acids)
Biological process (GO): mycotoxin biosynthetic process
Source: RefSeq, a predicted model, not a curated record
ACCUGGAAGAGUUCUUUGUAGAACAAGAAGGCCGAUACUUAACUUCUGGAAGCUCGGGUGUGGGGUAUCAAUGGCUUACUCUGUAAACCAUAUAUCAUAAUGUUCUCGAAAUGGACCAGUACAGCCUCAUCUGCGGGGCUUCCAAGCAAUGAAAAGGAUGGUAGUUCCGCUGAAAACCUCCUUCUCUCUUCAUCUCUAGAAGAAAAUCGGGAUGCUGAAGAAUGGACAAGAGCAUCACCUCCAUCGCGCAGGAGCCAUUGGCUAUGGACGAUCCUCAAUAUUCUUCUCUUCCUCUUCUCGCUCUCUGUUCUCUUACAUCAAGCCUAUCAGAAGCAUGCAGAAGCGCGGGUCAAAAAUGGACUUCUUAAGAAAACCUCUUUUUUCUCUCCCAUUCUCGACCGGGUGGAAAUUCCAACAUACGUCAAGCAGACAGACGGCAGUCUUUUCGAGUCCGAGCAUCCCUCUCCCUACCGCAACGGUCGAAAACCCGACCCCAAAGUGAACGAUGCAUGGGAAGCAUUCGACAACAUCCGCACCUUUCCCAUCAGCGCCGACGACGUGCGAAGACUCGGCAAGGACCCCUCCCUCGCCGUCAAAUUCCCCGAAGAAUACGGUCUCGGUCCCGACGCAUACGUCGCGCAGCUAGACAUCUUCCACCAGAUCCACUGUCUGAACCUCCUGCGCCAUCUCGCAUGGGCCGAGUACGACCGCGACGAGCAACACGGCAAGAAACCCUACUCGGAACUGCAUUGGGUGCACGUCUCGCACUGCACCGACAUGCUGAUGCAGAAUAUCAUGUGCGCGGGCAACACGGACGUGCUGACCUUCAAUUGGAUGGAGACGCAGAAGUGGCCCUUCCCGGACUUCUUCGUCAAUCAUCAGUGUCGGGACUUCGACACCAUCGUGAGAUGGCAGGAGGAGAACGCUCUCCCUUUGAUGAUGGGCCGGAAUCUGACGAGGCCGCCUGAUGCGAAGGAAAUCCCGGCUCCAGAUGCGUACUAUGAAUUGUUCGGGAAGGAAAAGAAUGUCUCGAUCCACCAUAUGAUAUGAUUUCUCCGGACUCUGGGGACUCGGGCUACAGUACAGUACCAGCCCAUAAUGUUUAUAUUCCUCUUUCGAGAGAAGAACCCCGAAAGGUGAUUAAUUCCUUCUGACUUCUGGGUCGACGUGGAGAGCCUUUUCAACCAUACUCGACAAGGCUGAUAGGAAAGGGCGAUAGAUAACUCGAUAACUCAAAGUCGGAACCAAAUGAAGAUAUGCGUCUGCAGUGAUAGAAUAACAAUGAAUCAAAAUAGUUCAAAUGG